Salvelinus fontinalis (brook trout) is the source of this 8902-nucleotide messenger RNA. RefSeq lists its product as uncharacterized. The coding region runs from base 1358 to 2353 and encodes 331 amino acids. The record is from RefSeq and is a predicted model, not a curated record. The transcript has 2 exons. Lineage: Eukaryota; Metazoa; Chordata; Actinopteri; Salmoniformes; Salmonidae.
UUGAAAUGAAUUUGUAUAAAAUAAAAAGUAAUAGUAAAACCAAUAAAACUAAACAUAAAAAUGGAGUAGACAUGAAUAACUUAAGAUUUACAAUAUUAUAUAGGGAUUCUGUAUGGAGAUAUGAAAGGAGAAAGUACUAUUCCCAAAUAUGCUAUUAAAUAGAACACUAGAGUGAAUAUUUAAACGCCUGUAUGAGUAGAACACUGGUGUAAAGGAGGAAUGUGUGAUGUAACACAAAUGUAUAAUGGGUUACUAGAGAUAAAGUAACAUAAUAUUGAGUAUAAUGGGUUACUAGAGAUAUGAUGAAGUAACAUAUAUUUUUUUAUUAAUAUACAACAUGUACACUCACACAUAGAAGUACGUAAGUGGUGUAAAAAGUGAUUUAAGAAAUGUUGAGUGGUCCCUUUAUGGAUAAUGUUACGGCGUUCCUCUCUCUCUUCAUAAGAAGAGGAGGAGUAUUGAUUGAACCAAGGCGCAGCGAAGUUUGAACACAUAUUUAUUAACGAAAAAACACGAACUUGAAUAAACUAACAAAACAACAAAACGGUGAAGACAGACCUAGACGACGAACUUACAUGAAACAAGAAGAACGCACGAAUAGGAAACAGACUACAUAAACCGAACAAACCGUAUACAGUUCCGUAUGGUGCAAACAUAACACAAACACGGAAGACAAUCACCCACAAACAAACAGUGAGAACACCCUACCUAAAUAUGACUCUUAAUUAGAGGAGAACGCAAAACACCUGCCUCUAAUUAAGAGCCAUACCAGGCAACCAAAACCAACAUAGAAACAGAUAACAUAGACUGCCCACCCAAAACACAUGCCCUGACCUAAACACAUACAAAAACAACAUAAAACAGGUCAGGACCGUUACAGAACCCCCCCCCUCAAGGUGCGAACGCCGGGCGCACCAGCACAAAGUCCAGGGGAGGGUCUGGGUGGGCAGUUGACCACGGUGGUGGCUCCGGCUCUGGACGCUGUCCCCACACCACCAUAGUCACUCCCCGUUUCUGUCUUCCCCUCCCAAUGACCACCCUAAAACUCACAUCCCCUAAAUAAACGGCCAGCACCAGGAGAAGGGGCAGCACCGGGACAAGGGGCAGCACCGGGACAAGGGGCAGCACCGGGACAAAGGGCAGCACCGGGACAAGGGGCAGCACCGGGACAAAGGGCAGCACCGGGACAAAGGGCAGCACCAGGAUAAAGACCAGCACCGGGAUAAGGGGCAGCACCGGGACAAGGGGCAACACCGGGACAAGGGGCAACACCGGGACAAGGGGCAACACCGGGACAAGGGGCAGGUCCCGGCUGAAAUACUCUGGCAGAUCCUGGCUGAGGGACUCUGGCAGGUCUAUGCAGGCUGACGGCUCUCGACGCUCAUGGCAGGCUGACGGCUCUCGACGCUCAUGGCAGGCUGACGGCUCUCGACGCUCAUGGCAGGCUGACGGCUCUCGACGCUCAUGGCAGGCUGACGGCUCUCGACGCUCAUGGCGGGCUGACGGCUCUCGACGCUCAUGGCUCUCUGACGGCUCUGGCUGCUCAUGGCUCGCUGGCGGCUCUGGCAGAUCCUGUCUGGUUGGCGGUUCUGGCAGAUCCUGUCUGGUUGGCGGCUCUGGCAGAUCCUGUCUGGUUGGCGGCUCUGGCAGAUCCUGUCUGGUUGGCGGCUCUGGCAGAUCCUGUCUGGCGGGCGGCUCUAGCGGCUCCUGUCUGGCGGACGGCUCUAGCGGCUCCUGUCUGGCGGACGGCUCUGUAGGCUCAUGGCAGACGGGCGGCUUUGCAGGCUCAUGGCAGACGGGCGGCUUUGCAGGCUCAUGGCAGACGGAUGGCUCAGACGGCGCUGGGGAGACGGAUGGCUCAGAUGGCGCUGGGGAGACGGAUGGCUCAGAUGGCGCUGGGGAGACGGAUGGCUCUGGCCGGAUACGGCGCACUGUAGACCUGGUGCGUGGUGCCGGAACUGGAGGCACCGGGCUAAGGAUAAGCACCUUCCUACUAGUGCGGGGAGCAGGAACAGGGUACACUGUAUUCUCAAAGCCUACUCUAUACCUGAUGCGAGGUACCGGCACUGGUGACACCGGGCUGAGGACAAGCACAUCAGGAUUAGUAGGGGGAGAAGAUACAGUGUGUUCAGGGCUCUGGAGACGCACAGGAGACUUUGUGCGUGGUGCCGGAACUGGAGGCACCGAACUGGAUACACGCACUACAGAGAGAGUGCGUGGAGGAGGAACUGGGCUCAGGAGACGCACUGGUAGCCUAGUGCGUAGUGUAGGCACUGUAGGUACUAGGCUGGGGCGGGGAGGUGGCGCCGGAAAUACCGGACCGUGGAGGCGUACUGGCACUCUUGAGCAUUGAGCCUGCCCAACCUUACCUGGUUGAAUGCUCCCAGUCACCCGACCAGUGCGGGGAGGUGGAAUAACCCGCACCGGCCUAUGUAGGCGAACCGGGGAAACCAUGCGUAAGGCAGGUGCCAUGUAUGCCGGCCCGAGGAGACGCACUUGAGACCAGACGCGUUGAGCCGGCCUCAUGACACCUGGCUCAAUACCCAAUCUAGCCCUACCAGUGCGGGGAGGUGGAAUAACCCGCACUGGGCUAUGCACUCGUACAGGAGACACCGUGCGCUCUACUGCGUAACACGGCGCCUGCCCGUACUCCCGCUCUCCACGGUAAGCCUGGGAAGUGGGCGCAGGUCUCCUACCUGCCCUAGGCCCACUACCUCUUAGCCCCCCCCCCAAGAAAUUUUUGGGUGUUACUUACGGGCUUUUUGGGCUUCCGUGCCAGACGCGUUCCCUCAUAGCUCCGGUUCCUCUCUCCGGUAGCCUCUGCUCUCCUCAGUGCCUCCAGCUGUUCCCAUGGGAGGUGAUCCCUACCAGCCAGGAUCUCCUCCCAUGUGUAGCAACCCUUUCCGUCCAAUAUAUCGUCCCAUGUCCAUGCUCCUUCUUUUCCUGUCCCUUACUCCAUUUACUCCGCUGCUUGGCUCUGGAAUGGUGGGUGAAUCUGUUACGGCGUUCCUCUCUCUCUUCAUAAGAAGAGGAGGAGUAUUGAUUGAACCAAGGCGCAGCGAAGUUUGAACACAUAUUUAUUAACGAAAAAACACGAACUUGAAUAAACUAACAAAACAACAAAACGGUGAAGACAGACCUAGACGACGAACUUACAUGAAACAAGAAGAACGCACGAAUAGGAAACAGACUACAUAAACCGAACAAACCGUAUACAGUUCCGUAUGGUGCAAACAUAACACAAACACGGAAGACAAUCACCCACAAACAAACAGUGAGAACACCCUACCUAAAUAUGACUCUUAAUUAGAGGAGAACGCAAAACACCUGCCUCUAAUUAAGAGCCAUACCAGGCAACCAAAACCAACAUAGAAACAGAUAACAUAGACUGCCCACCCAAAACACAUGCCCUGACCUAAACACAUACAAAAACAACAUAAAACAGGUCAGGACCGUUACAGAUAAUUUCAUGAAGAUUAUAGCAUUGUACGGGACUUGACUAACCCCCAACCAAUAAAACUACAUACACUUUCCUCCACCAUAGUAAUAUAUUUUGAAAUACAUUGCCUUCGGAAAGUAUUCAAACCCCUUGAUUUUUCCCACAUUUUGUUAUGUUACAGCUUUAUUCUUUUUUUUCUCAAUCUACACACAACACCCCAUAACGACAAAGCAAAAACAGGAUAUUCCAAUUUUUUUGCUAAUUUAUUCAAAAUAAAAAACUGAAAUAACAUGUAAAUAACUAUUCAGACCAUUUACUCAGUACUCUGUUGAAGCACCUUUGGCAGCUAUUACAGCCUCGAUUCUUCUUGGGUAUGACGCUACAAGCUUGACACACCUGUAUUUGGAGAGUUUCUCCCAUUCUUUUCUGCAGAUCCUCUCAAGCUCUGUCAGGUUGGAUGGGGAGCGUUGCUGCACAGCUAUGUUCAGGUCUCUCCAGAGAUGUUCGAUCGGGUUUAAGUCCGGGCUCUGGCUGGGCCACUCAAGGACAUUCAGAGACUUGUCCCAAAGCCACUCCUGCGUUGUUUUGGCUGUGUGCUUAUGCUCGUUGUCCUGUUGGAAGGUGAACCUUCGCACAAGUCUGAGGUCCUGGGCACUCUUGAGCAGGUUUUCAUCAAGGAGCUCUCUGUACUUUGCUCCGUUCAUAUUUGACUUGAUCCUGAAAUGUCUCCCAGUCCCUGCCGCUGAAAAACAUCCCCACAGUAUUAUUCUGCCACCACCACAAUUCACCAUAGGGAUCGUGCCAGGUUUCCUCCAGAAGUGACACUUGACAUUCAGGCCAAAGUUCAAACUUGGUUUCAUCAGACCAGAGAAUCUUGUUUCUCAUGGUUUAAGAGUAUUUCGGUUCCUUUUGAUAAGUGUGAAGUAACAAAGUGAAUGGUAAUUGGCUUUCAGAUUUGUCUCGCUUCAAUAACAAAUCUCACCAGAUUGGGUCUGCUGGAUGGCUGGGAUUUCUCCUUAACUUCUUUCAGCUAGGGGGCAGAAUUUUUAUGUUUGGAAAAAUAACGUUCCCAAGGUAAACAGACUAUUUCUCAGAUCCAGAUGCUAGAAUAUGCAUAUAACUGACAGAUUAGGAUAGAAAACACUCUAAAGUUUCCAAAACUGUCAAAAUAUUGUCUGUGAGUAUAACAGAACUGAUUUUGCAGGCGAAAACCUGAGGAAAUCCAAACCGGAAGUGCCUUUUAUUUGGAAAAAUCCCUGUUCCGUUGCCUGCCCCUCCUCCAUUUAAAGGGGUAUCAACCAGAUUCCUUUUCCAAUGGCUUCCUCAGGCUGUGACCAGGCUUUAGACAUAGUUUCAAGCUUUUAUUUUGAAAAAUGAGCGAGAUUUUUCAAAACGAGUCAGGUGUCCUUUGAUUAGUUCCUGUGUGCGAGAGAUGUAGCUCUCCAUUUUCUUUCUCUGUUGUAAUAUUUGUGUUGUGGAGAAAUUGUGUUGUGGAGAAAUGACCAGGCAGUUAGUUUUCGUUUAGUCAAAACCUCUCGUGCUCUACAGUUUUUCCCGGGCACACUCGUGCGCAUGUGCAUUUCCUAUUAGGUGAGGUAACGUACACUGUCGUAAUACAUCACUGCUUAGUAACAGCAUAGUAACUAAUAUAAACAGAUGUAGAUCCCAGAUACUACACUCCUCCCCCAUAGUGUUUAACUCCCAGAGAACAAGGUAAAUAUGUUACGGAACUACUAAUGCAAUAUCUGAACAAUGCAUUCUUAACAUUUUUCAACUACUGGGUUGAAGCAGACCUUUCAGAGCCCAGCACAAAUCCAGGGGAUUAUUCUGCCCCGAAGAUGGAGUUUGUGUCCUAAUAACUAACCCAGGUAAUGUCCGUUUUCUUUCCUUUUAUCUAGGAAAUAUUAAAGUGUUUGUUUGUUUUACUGUCUGUUACCUUAAACAGCUCAACUCACAGGUCAAGCUUUUGAGGUGCCCUUCGCUGUCGAAUAGGAUAUCUCCGCUCCUCCUGGGCUUCCGGUAGUGGGCCAGGUUCGGGUGGAAGGUCAGGAUCUGUCUCUCCCGUACGUCCACAGUCAGGAGAAUAGUCCUGGGGGUCGUUAAUGUUCUCUCGGCGUGUCUCUCUGGGGCGUUGGACCGUAGCAGAUGAUCCACAUGAACGUUGACCUGGUGAUGACCAAUUUGGACUUGGUUAUGGCGAAGGUGACCACAGAUGGUAUCUAGAUGCAUGGAAGGGAUAAUUUGGCCGAGAACAGUGUGAACCUCACCCCCUCUAACCGGCUGAAGUAAUGACGUUCACUAUGGUCCUUCACCACUUCUACCGUGAGACCUGAGUCCGAGCUAGCAACCUGUACACAGCAUCCAUUCAAAGCUAUCAACUGCCUUUUCUCUGAGUGCGACAUGAGUCCACGUGGAGUGAGCAUAGAGAGAGAUCCCGUCCAAACUUCUCUCAUGCUGCUGGUGUACUGGUAGGAUAUAAUGGUCUGUAAAGGACAUUAUCAAGGGCCAUCCACUUUGAACAUGAGCCAUUUGGAGGACGAACCGAAACACUAUCUGAAGAAGAACAUGAAGAAACGCCAGAAGAAUGAGGGCCGGGAGGGAGGGGGGAUGGUCAACCGUGCCCGUAAUUAAUAGGCUUAUCCAAAAUUGUUUAUUAGUAUGAGGUUGAUUGUGGUCUGCACACUGCGAAAUGUAUAGUACUUUAGACUAGUAAGUAAUGCAUUGAGAUACCGAUCUGUCAUUGACAUGCCACUCACGACAAAAGCUCCAGCUGAAAUGUCAUUGCCAGAAUCCAUAAAUGAAAUGUGUAACUGUUUGAAGCGAAGGUCUUAACAUUUUACUGCAAUGGUUUUACAAGUAUAACCCAGAAUAAUUGUACAACCCCGCCAUGUUUUAUAUUUCAAGUUCACCCUCAUUGAUCGAGACAGAUGGGUGUCCACCCCAAAGUACCACAUGUCAUGAUGACAGACUUGUCUAGAUCAAUGAGAGAAGACUUGAAAAAGACAAGAUGGUGGCAUAUAUAUAUUGUUGUAUUACUUCAUGAAGCAGAAAAAGUAUUCAUUUUUAAUAAUGGAGCAUUUUCUCAAUUCAAACUGACCCCCUGCAACUGAACACAGACAUUUUAUGAGAGUCCUGUUUCCACAAAUCAAGGCCGAAGACAGCAUCGCUAAGUUUGGUUGAAAAUUCUCUGUGCUACACCAAACAGUACAUAUUCUGUAACCCCCAGUAAUGGUUAAAUCACAUUAUCUGGUUUAACAAUCUGUAGCUAAGAGAACUGGUGAUCAGCAGAUGAUGGGAGAGGUAGUCAUGAUGAAAUUGCUGUUCCCAAAGAAAUAUACAGUAAGAAAAUACAGUAUGAUCAGUGAAGUAAAGUUCAGGGAUUUUUAAACCUUUAUUUAACUAGGCAAGUCAGUUAAGAACAAAUUCUUAUUUACAAUGAAGGCCUGACACAGCCAACGUGCCGCCCUAUGGGACUCCCAAUCAUGGCCGGAUGUGAUGCAGCCUGGAUUCUAACCAGGUACUGCAGUGACGCCUCUUGCACCGAGAUGAAGUGUCUUAGAGCACUACGUCACUUUGGAGCCAUACUUGUACAGCUGUGGGAGGAGUAUUGUCAUGAUCAAACUGCCAUUCAGCUCUUCUUGAGUCAUCUUCUGCUUGAAAUCCAGCAUAAUGUCCAAUCCAUCGAGAGCGAUACAGUUCAUGGGAUACAGCUCUGCUACAAUGACACACACAGGCAAAGGAAUUCUGUUUCUCUCCAUCUAGAUUCCACUCCAGGAAGAAGCCCAGGCACCACUCUGUAUUGUCUAUAAGACAAAAACAAAUACAUUAUACUCCAUUGUACAGUGUGUACAACAUUUCAACUAUGCCAGCAUAACAUCAACAUUAGGGUAGACUAGUUGAACAUGCAUACAUCCGCAAAGGGAUUACAUUUAGAACUAUCUAGCCUAAUAUAAAUAAAAAUGGCAAAACCCUCAACCUUUGCACAACAACCAGACCGUGCAAAUGUACCCAGGUAAGUAGGCAGACAGUAUCUACCUACAGCCAUGUCUAUCAGACAUACUUAGGCAAAUAUGUUUUAUAUUAAAACCAGCUUAUCGGUUUGAGAUUUACAACAGUAAAUUGUUGCAUUAUUGUUUCUCCUCACUGUUAGCUAAUGAACUUAGCUAGCUAGCCAAUAAUUAUUUACAUUUGUUUGGAAUCCUAUCUUGCAACAUGCCUAUAAUUUUGUGAGAUUGGUUAGGAUUAUGACCAUGGAUGCCAACCCUUGUCAAUUAUGUUACAUGGCUAGUUAGUAAAAUGAUUUACAUUGGUGAUGUUACAUGUUUGCUAACAAGUAGGCAGGCGCCAGACUAACUUGCUAGCCAACUCCUGUCAUGACGUGCUAAUGUUUUCUGGUAAAACUAGCUUUAGGUGGCUGGUUGUAACGCUGUAGCUUUCUGUUAAGUAGCCAUAUCUACGACUAAAAAGAGAAGAGGUUUAACAGUCAAGAUAAUAGAUAUCUGAUUGUAAAACCUCUUCUAUUUUGUCAUAAAUAUGGCUAUAUGUAGUGUGGGGGUUUUAUAAGGUUUUUUGACAUGCUUAACUAACUAUAAGCUAGUAGGGCUUCUUAUGCAUUAAAGUUUGAAUUGCUGACUCUUGUGAACCUGCAUUUUCCAUUGUUCUCACUUUUACCAGUGCUCAGGGCCUAACCAUGAACAAGCAGUCUGAAAUGUGUGUGUGUAUGAAAUAUGUGUGUGUAUGCAACAAAUGUAUCAGUAGUGUGGGCGCUGUACUGUGUGGCCGGGACUGUGCUAAUCUUAGAGAGACACAGGAGGGGGAUGAAUCAGGAGACUGCUGAAUAGACAAUAACAGAUAAACUAUACACACGAAAAACAUGUGAGGUUCUGAGUCAUGCACUAUAACCCAAUACUAUAAACGUGAUCAGCAACUAUAUUAUAUGUGAUUGAAUACUAUAAACGUGAUCAGCAACUAUAUUAUAUGUGAUUGAAUACUAUAACAAACUGUUUGGGCACCUGGAUGUCUGUGUGUGUGUGCUGGAAGUAACGGUUAGCUCAGAUAAGGAGCUGGGAAGCUGUAGUUAGCCUUGAGCGAGAACAGUGGACAACAUAUACAGGUGCAGAUAUCUCAGACAAUGUUAUAAAACUGUCUGACCCCAGUCUUUGGGGUGAAGGAGCGUAAUCUACACAGCAACAGCGUCGGGACAUCAUAUGCGCUAAGGGGCCAGGACUGGCUUAAGGCGCCAACAUCAACGAUAGGCUGGGUGAGUCUAAACCACGCCCAGUCUCUACUCUGACAGGCCGGCUCGGAAGUGGGAACUAACCUCUGUCAGAGUAUAAUAUAAUAUCUUUGUCAGAAACAAAUCAGUUCUCUGUCUUAUCCUGCGUGAUGAAACAUUGAACCCGUAUAUACGGAAAUUGUAUUUGCCAUUUAUUAACUUUUGAAUUAAACAAUUAUUUUAACCAA